This is a messenger RNA of Plasmodium vinckei vinckei, 357 nucleotides long. RefSeq names its product conserved Plasmodium protein, unknown function. The coding region runs from base 1 to 357 and encodes 118 amino acids. The record is from RefSeq and is a predicted model, not a curated record. NCBI's taxonomy places the organism in Eukaryota, Apicomplexa, Aconoidasida, Haemosporida, Plasmodiidae. The transcript is spliced from 2 exons.
AUGAGCAUUUUCAAACUUAACAUCCCUAUUAAAAAUACGUUUCUCUUAUCAAAGAGUACAAUAUGCUCCUUAAAAUUGUCUUACAUUUAUAAUAAAAAAGAUAAUUUUGUAAAAUAUGGGCAAUUAAAAUAUGAUUACAAUGACAACUUAGCUAUAACUAGAGACAAUGAGACUUUAAAAUAUUUAAAUUUCCUGAAUAACAAUUUUUUUUUAUCCAACUUAAAUGAAAGCGAACAAAGUUCAAUCGUCAAACAAAAAUACCAGGAUAUAUUGAGAUUUAAAAAUAAAAAAACAAAACUAGCUUUGAGAAGAAAAAGAAAAAGGAUGGGUGAACGUGUUAGUUUGAGAUAUCGAUAA